AUGGGGUUUUUUACUAUCCCCGAGCUCAAUACCCGGCUGGGCACUUGGCGUGCCUAUCACUUGGCGGCGAUUGUCUUGUCAGUUUUUGUUCCUGACGAUCCAAAAUUUCAAGUCGAAUAUAUGACCCGUCCUCAUAACAGCAUUUCUUCUUUCCUGUCCGGUUAUGACGCCGGUAUUGCGGGUGGUAUCUUAACUUUUAAAUCCUUCGAGACUGAUUUCCGCUAUACCUCCGGACAUGAGUCCAAGGUAUCCUCGCUUACGGUAGGCUUGGAGCAAAUGGGCUCCUUCGUCGCCGCCGCAUGUGUCUACCCAAUCACCAAUAAAUUUGGACGAAAAUGGACAAUCAUCGGUUCAACGGGUUUGUUCUGUGUUGGAGUCAUUAUUCAAGUCAUUAAUACGCACUCGUUGGCUGCUUGGUACGUUGGUCGUGUCAUAGCUGGUCUUGGAAUGGGUGGUCAGAGUGUCGUGAUUCCCAUGUACUCUGCAGAGAUGACACCCAAGGAGAUCCGUGGUCGUUGCGGUUCUUUCUAUCAGUGGAUGUAUGCAUGGGGUGUUUUCCUCGCGUACUGGGUUGACUAUGGUGUGGAACAGAGUAACUCGAUUUCCGGUACAACGCGCGAGUGGCAGAUCCCCGUGGGCCUGCAGCUGGUUUCUGGAGGUGCUCUAUUUAUCUUGACUUUCACUCUUCCCGAGUCGAUUCGUUGGCUGCUUUCCAAGGGCCGUACCGAAGAAGCAUGGGGGUCGAUUACUUGGAUUCGUGGUGGUGAUAACCUGAAGACUCAGGAGGAAUUUGCCGAAACGCAGCUGGGACUGCAGGCGGAGCGCUCCGAGAGUGAGGGAUUCUCUUUCCGCGAGAUCCUCGAGCCUGCCAAUCGUCUCCGUUUCUUCGUCGGCCCCAUGCUUUUCAUUUUCCAGAAUGCUACAGGAAGUAGCGCGCUGGCAGUCUUCGCGCCGGAGUACUUCAAGCUUGUCGCUGGUGGUGACUCCGAUAUGCUACUGACCGCUCUCUUCGGAGCCAUGAAGGUCAUUGCUUGCUCUUUCUUCAUUUUCUUCCUUUCUGAGCGGUUGACUCGUCGCUCGGCUUUGACCGGAGGUUCAAUUUUCAUGGGCAUUUGCAUGUUGAUUACUGCCGUGGUUGUUGAUAAAACACAUACCACCGCCAACGGCCAAGCCACAGCUGCCGGACGUGCAACUGUUGCGAUGCUUUACCUCAACAUUAUGGUUUAUAACUGCUCUUGGGGCCCAAUGCCAUGGGCAUAUGUACCCGAGAUUUUCCCGACUCGCAGUCGUGCCAUGGGCCUGGCUGUUAGUAUGCUGGCUCACUGGGCAACAUCCUUCUGCUUCUCCUUUGCUAGUCCAUACAUGAUCGACAACCUUGGAGCAAACACCUUCUUCAUUUUCAUGGGCUUUGACUUCCUCGCUGCUGUGUUCUGUUGGUUCUUCGUUAAGGAGACUCGUGGUAAGAACCUGGAGAAGGCUGCCGGUACUGAAUGGGAGGUCGCAGAGCGAAGCUCCGAUGAUGAUGAGAAGGGUGCCGUAUUGGGUCCAAAUGGGAGAAAGGUGCACUUGGUUUCUGUGCAUGAGAAUUUCCACACAAACCUUCAUCACCAUGCUUAA
This is a messenger RNA of Penicillium malachiteum, 1617 nucleotides long. RefSeq names its product sugar porter family MFS transporter. The coding region runs from base 1 to 1617 and encodes 538 amino acids. Lineage: Eukaryota; Fungi; Ascomycota; Eurotiomycetes; Eurotiales; Aspergillaceae. The transcript is spliced from 4 exons. Gene Ontology annotation, biological process: transmembrane transport; carbohydrate transport. The record is from RefSeq and is a predicted model, not a curated record. Gene Ontology annotation, molecular function: carbohydrate:proton symporter activity. Gene Ontology annotation, cellular component: membrane.